AUGCAAAAGAAUUCUCAUGGACAUACUGACCUUAUACGACGCCGAAUGAAUGAAAUUUUGGGUCAGUUGUCGCUGACAAAGUCGCAACCUCGUGGGGCCAACAACUCGCAUGCUGAAAACCAGUCAAUCAUGCCAUCACUGGGUAUCUUGUGCGUCAAUUUAAACGAGGCUCUGGUGCAGGCCCAAGAGUUCCACGCACAGAUUAUGGAGGCCCUGAAGAGCAGAGAGGCUCCUUCGCCAAAGGUGGUUACUCCGAAUAAAGAGUUGUCUACAUAUCGGCUAAUUGAAUUACCACCAGCCCAACUGGCUCGUCUUCUGCCGCCUGGACAACGGCUGGCCAAAACUGGUGCCAAAAAAAGG
Protopolystoma xenopodis is the source of this 360-nucleotide messenger RNA. NCBI's taxonomy places the organism in Eukaryota, Metazoa, Platyhelminthes, Monogenea, Polystomatidea, Polystomatidae. The record is from the annotation of a GenBank genome assembly.